AGUGAAAUGGACAUCUCCACUGCUGAGGAAAUAGCAUCAGCACUGAAACCAAUCAAAGAUGCAACCUGCAUAAUGUCUGAGGAUUCUACACCUACACUCUCAGUUAUUGCUCCUUUACAUGCUCAGUUACUGCAUGACACAGAGGCAGCUGGCGUUGCUGCUGAAACACCAGUUAUCAGGGAAAUCAAACUGGCAAUCCGCGAAGAUCUGGUUAAAAGAUACAGUUGUGCACGGAACAAGCACAUGCUUUACACUUCUUCAUUUUUGGACCCCAGAUUUAAGGCCCUGCCUUUCCUCACCACGAAGGACCAGCUGGAAGUCCACGCCAAUGUCCUUGCAGAGGCUGCAGCACUCCAGAGUCAUGUGAACUCAGAGGCUGGUGAGGACAAGUCUGAGACACCACAGCCAGACCCAGAAGAAGCCACCCCCCCAAAAAUAAGGCCCUCUGCACUGUUUACUCUAUUGGGCAAGACAUUUACUGAGGUCAGUGUUGUCCAUAAAUCUACCAGCACCAGAGCCAAAGAGGAACUGAAGACAUAUCUGGAAGCCCCUCCACUUCCUCUGUCAGAGAACCCCCUCAGCUGGUGGAGAACCCAUGAGACAGCUUUCCCUCUCUUGGCUAGACAGGCUAAACGCUACUUGUGUAUCCCUGGCACUAGUGUUGCAGCUGAGAGAGUGUUCUCCACUGCUGGGGAUAUAGUGACAGCACAGCGAAGCAGUCUUACUCCAGAACACGUGGAUCAGCUUCUGUUCCUACAAAAGAAUCUGAAUGUUGCACCUGCAAAGGAACAGUAAUCUUGAACACUAUUCAUGUCCAGUUUUCUUUGAUGAUUUUCAGAAAAUCAUACAAUCAGUUGUUGCACAGUUGUGGACAGUUCCAUUGUUGCUACAGACAUGUUCAUGAAAAGUUUAGAGGCAGCUAGUUUACUGGUGUUAUUUUUCACUUAAUUUUUUUUUUUU
Astyanax mexicanus (Mexican tetra) is the source of this 960-nucleotide messenger RNA. RefSeq names its product E3 SUMO-protein ligase ZBED1. Gene Ontology annotation, molecular function: protein dimerization activity. The record is from RefSeq and is a predicted model, not a curated record. Bases 7 to 795 code for a protein of 262 amino acids. Lineage: Eukaryota; Metazoa; Chordata; Actinopteri; Characiformes; Acestrorhamphidae. The transcript has 2 exons.